GGUCAACUGUCAUGGCCUACAUCAUUAGUCACCUGUUUAAACGGAUUUUCCCAAAUGACGGGAUCAAGUGUUGACACUAUUUUUAGGUAGAUGUCGUUCUGAAAAAUAACCGUUGGAUACAAAAUGGCUACCUAGGUGUGUUUGACUGCAGGUGUGCAUUUUCGGCUGACACGGCCUGUCAUCAUCGACACUUACGACACAAAAUAAACAGAAGACGUUACCUGCCGUUGACGUGACGUCACCAGUCACUGGGAUUCUGUGAGAUUUUACGAGAUUCUCCGACAUGACACUGCUUUGCCUGUUGGUCUGUCUUAUCUGCCUGCUGCCCGUGCAAGCCGCCAAGACAGCAUGUAGAGUUCCUUCUGUUGGACAGUCGGAUGCGACCACACUGACCUGUUACUUCUCUGAGGAUGUUAGUCAGACAAAGAAAGACUUUGCUGUGUAUCGCUACAGUGGCAAUGAACGACCAGACCCUGUGGUGGACUGCCUCUGGGUUGAUGGAAAAUUAAAUUGCUACACGAAACCUGGCUACACCUAUGACCCAGUCAUCUCCAAUGAAGCAACCGUCCAAAUACCCCGGUUGUCUGCUAAUCAAACUGGGAGGUACACGUGUCAGAUCUCAGGGCUGCAGCCUGAAGAUUUUGAAUUUUGCGAACUUUUUAUCUCGCCAGAAACAAGGACCUGUGAGCUCCAGUCUCAGGAGUCGACAGAGGAGCACACACUCACCUGCAUCUUCCCCGAGAACAUCGCUCAGUCCAAAAACGACUUUGCAGUUUAUCACUUUGAUGAUCUUGGAAGACAAGUCGUUGUGGUGGACUGCUUCUGGCACAUGGACAGCCUGUCCUGCAAGACUCACCCUGGGUACCAGUCAGACAACACAGUCACGGAUCGCUUUCAAGUCAGAAUUUCACAGACAUCAGAACACAGGAAUGGAAGCUAUCUGUGCGAAAUGUCUGGAUCCAGUCCCAUUUAUGUCUCGAUUUGCAGCUUUCCACAAGGAGGACAUGUUUACCAAAUGGCCACCGAUGUUUCCCGAGAAUCAUCAAACGCUGCUGCAGUUGUGCUUGGAAUUCUGCUGGCAAUAGCACUAGCAGUUCUUUUCUGUGUUAUCAUCUACAUCAAAUGCAAACAUCCUCAAGUCCUACAGAGUAUUACAUGUCCAAAGCUGAAGAAAGAGAAGGUGGAGAGGCAGGUCGUCAGAUCAGGUGACAGGGAGGCGGCUGUGGGGCUGAUGACCAAUCAGGAGAGAACAGGGCCAGCGAGCCGUGUCCGCUCAAUCUUCACAAAUGCAGUGCAAAGAAUUUCAAGUUGUUCAAACGCAGCAUCGACAGACAUAGAAAUGAAUGCUGAGCAAGCAGGAAACAUAAGCGACGAGCAGCUUCAUCGAAAAGGAAAGUUGCGCUCUCUUGCAGUUGAGACUGAUCGUCGUGACAUGGUAGAAGCAGUUACUCAGGUCACAGAGAAAGAGUUGGAAGUGUUUGACCCUAAGCCUCGCACUGUGCCACAGACGAGCGGAGUAAACACGCGACCAGCCGAGCACCCGAGUGACGUCACUGUGGAAGUAGAGGACACCAGUGAUUCCACGAAUAAGAAAAAGUCAAAAUUUUCAUUUGGUUUUGGAAAAUCCAAAAACAAGGAAAAGGAAUCUAAAAAACCACCCGAAAAGGAUAAAGACACACCCGGCGACAGCAAACAUGCUGGAAUACACCAUUCAACCAAAACAAAAUCCACUCCAGAUGACCAGGAGUCGUUUGACCAUAGACACAGGGAUGAAUUCUCUCGAGAGAAUGUAGGCCAUGGCCAAGAUAGAGCAUUCGGGAGAGGUUAUGAAGGUGAGAGCUCUAGCAGGAGACAGCCGUCUGAAGAAGUCAAAUACCCGGACAAAAGCCAAUACCCACCAGAAAAAGCUGCUUCAGCUUCCGCUGCACCAAAAUCGCGCACCCCCGUGUCUGAAGAAACACACAUGGCAGACAGCAGGAAAAGCAAGCCUCGGGAAGAGUACAGACCGACAGAGGAGGAGGAUGUAGAUAUAGAUAUCAGACGUCACAGCAGGCCAGCGGAAAAUCGUCCCCAGUCAAGAGGAGACAAGCGAGACCCGGCUCCCGUCAAGAGUAGUGUUAACGCUCCUUCAAGAUACCCAGGGUACCCGGAAGACCCCGGACAGAGGUCGGGUGACGUGGCUAGCAUUGCACGUGACCAGGUCUCCAACGUCACAGGCGCACCACAGGCUCCAGCAGGUGCUCGCGCCUUGCAGACAUCAGGCUUCCAGAUGCCAGAGACAGGUACUGAAGAAACUUCAGACAAGAAGACAUCAAAAAAUAAAAAGUCAAUGAAACAAGAAUCCAAAGAAAGUGAGGGAAAAGACAAGAGUAAAGGUGCAUUCUGGAGCAGAAGUUCCAGCAAAAAACAAAAAGAAGGAAGCGCACCAACUGUAUUACUCAGUGGUCCCACGAGUGACGAUGCAGAGGCAGUCAACAUUCAGGUAGAAGAAAAGAAAAAGAAGAAAUCAGGCCUGUUUAGCAGGAGUUCCAGCAAGAAAGAAGCAAAAGCAGCAGCAGCAGCACCACUUCUCGGUGAUAAGAUAAACGAGAAUGCCGAGGAAGCCAGUAGAACCGACCCUCAGCAGGAGUUGAUAAAAGACAGUGACAAGAAAAAAGACAGCAAGAAAAAGAAAGAAAAGGAGAAAACAUCUCGCAAGGGCAAAGCAGAAUCGCAGUAGAGAGCUGGACAAGGAUGACUAUCAGUGAGUUAAUGUCAAUGGCAAGAAGCAUCAACCAGAACGACACGGCAACUCUGAGUCGAAUGAUGAAUGUUCACACAACAGAUUCAUAAACACAGGAUGUGACCGAAAAUAGUGAAGGAACCAGGGAACUAUAAAACAAAGAAAGCAGCCUUGUACGGGUCAAGACAGCAAACCUCCUACAGGCUUGUUCCUGAUCAGUCAUGUGAUCAGUCAUGUGAUCAGAAGCGUGAAGUGUGACCAGAAUUGAGUCGAUAAACAGACAAGAAAAUAAACAAUUGUUUGGUUUGUCAAGAAUGUAUCACACGAAAAAUUAAUUCUGCAAAAAAUGUUUUGUGCAGAGGAGGCUCAGUAUCCUUCUUGUAUUUGCCUCGGGUGUAAGCCUACCCUACCAAAGGAGUAACAAGCCUUCAACGUGCCGUUGGUUAUCAGACUUCUGCACACAGCAGGCUUCAAGAAAAAAAGGAUUUAUUACCAUAAAUGAUAAGCUAGUUCAGACUGAAAAAAAAUAUGCGUUGAGGCGUUAAUGACCCUCAAGACUACUGCAAACAUGUCACUGAUGUAUUGUUGUCGAUUGAAAAUAUUUUGUAAACAUACAAACAGACAAAGUGUUAUCCGGGCAGAAAGAUUUUAUCUAAAAAAAUUUCAAAUGCAAAUAAGUGUCUAUAUUUCAUUAUUCAUUUACUCAUUACUCGCUCAUGUUACUUACAUUUUACGCGAAAUGUAUAUGUCGUUAACAAUUAUUUUUGUUUGUAUGUUUGGCACUCAUUGUGUGUAUUUGAACUUUAUGUGACACGUUGCUGCUUGUGUAAAUAGAAGAGUGGGGUUUUUUUUUCACCUUUCAUCAGACAGCAGGAACCGUUACUUUUACCUUACGACAAUAAUGUUUAGGGUGGACUUUGUGUUAAACUAACUCUGUGUGUGCCUGUGUUCUGAUUAAGAUAUUACAACAGACUAACAAACAGCUGUCAUGGCCUCCUGUCCGUUUGUGAUCACUCAUCAGAUGUAAUGUACAGGUAAACCGAGAACUUAACGAACCCUUCUCGCAUAUUAAUUACUCACUGAUUAUUAAUAACCAGAAUUAACUCUCCAGAGGCGCAUAUUCUUGAUACUCGUACGCGUGUGAAAGCGCAUGUGGCUAGAAUUACAUUUUAAUGCGAAAGAGUAUAAACAUUCAUGAGACCGACCACAUUAAUUUAAUCACAGAAUUAUAUGUGUGACAUGCAAUACUAUCUUGGGAUGCCUGCUUUGUAAAUUACAUGUGAACAUGAAAAAGAAUGUGCAAAUAGAAUAGUAAAAAUAAAUUUCUGACCAUAGGA
This is a messenger RNA of Pomacea canaliculata, 4059 nucleotides long. RefSeq lists its product as uncharacterized. The record is from RefSeq and is a predicted model, not a curated record. The transcript is spliced from 15 exons. Lineage: Eukaryota; Metazoa; Mollusca; Gastropoda; Architaenioglossa; Ampullariidae. The coding region runs from base 284 to 2719 and encodes 811 amino acids.